This is a messenger RNA of Pelodiscus sinensis (Chinese soft-shelled turtle), 870 nucleotides long. Lineage: Eukaryota; Metazoa; Chordata; Testudines; Trionychidae. The record is from RefSeq and is a predicted model, not a curated record.
AUGGUUAAUACAAUACAACUAACUAUUGCUAAGCUGAUAAAUAAUAUAUUAAUCAAUACUUACAAACCCAGUGACAAUUACGAUACACAGACAAAAAACAACGGGUAUCAUGCUCCAGAUUCGUAUAUCCUUUGUGAUUCCUUUGAUCCAGAUAUCUUUUACGCAUUUCAAACACCAAAUCUUUUUCUCGUUGUCUGGAUAUUUAUGAACCAAGUGAGUCUCUGUUUUGCAAGCUGCCUUUCUGUGUUCUACUGUGUGAAGAUUGCCACUUUCAAUCUGUCUGUCUUCAACUGGUUAAAACCGAAACUCUCCAAACUGGUGCCAUGGCUGCUUUUGGGCUCUCUACUGCACUCCUUGAUUACUACAGUUGUUUUUACAUUUGUCAGCUAUUUCUUUGAGAUAACCUCUCGCAACUUUACAGACCAUCCAUCACGAAAUAUCACAAUAACAGACAAGAGAAAGAACCUCGCAAAGAUUGUUUUUCUUAUACAUAGCAUAGGAUCAGGUUUUCCCCUUAGCCUAUUUAUUGCUUCAUCUGGUUUGUUAAUCCUAUCCCUUUGGAAGCACAUCAGGAAAAUGAAUCUUAAUUCAGACUUUAAUCCAAGUUUCAGGAAUCCCAGUACGGAGGCCCAUUUGCGUGCAAUUAAAUCGGUGCUGUCUUUUUUGUUCCUAUACAUUAUGUAUUUUGCAGUUUCAACAGUAACAAUUGGAAUCUUAUCCCAUUUCACUGAUGAAUGGAAAAUUAUUAUGUUUUCGUUUGGGGUUGCUGCCUAUCCUUUUGUACACUCCACUAUCUUGAUUCUAGGCAACCCCAAAUUAAAACAGGCCUCAGCAAAGAUUUUGCAUUCUGCUAAUUGCUGUUUCAGAUAA